This is a messenger RNA of Aspergillus steynii IBT 23096, 1053 nucleotides long. RefSeq names its product mitochondrial 37S ribosomal protein mS33. Gene Ontology annotation, cellular component: mitochondrion. Lineage: Eukaryota; Fungi; Ascomycota; Eurotiomycetes; Eurotiales; Aspergillaceae. The transcript is spliced from 4 exons. The coding region runs from base 438 to 761 and encodes 107 amino acids. The record is from RefSeq and is a predicted model, not a curated record.
UCCAGACCAAAUAGCGCUUGUUUGACGGCUGGAGCAAUCCCAUUGACAUCCUGCCCACACUCUAGGUCAUCGGCAAUAUUCCUCACCAGCCCGUACGCAUUAUUCAGGCGAUCUGGGAUUCCACCUUGUUUGAUCGGAGCACUGCCCGGGUGUACUGCUCCCCUUGAAGCUCUGGGGCGGGAAAUCUUAUGCUGUCAGUCCAAGGACCUGUAAGUGGAUGUUUAUAUGAACCUACUUGUCUCUUCUUGUCAUCCUCACUCGUCGCAAAUGUGGAUUUUCUUUUUCGGUCCAUUGGAAUGCAUGCAAUACCUGCGGUAUUAAUACAAAUGUCCGGUUUGAGCGGGAGGUAUGGCGCGGAUCACGUGGUUUGGGCUCCUUUACCGGGCUCAUCUGGUUCCCCGAGUUUGCCAACUUCUAUCACUGCAUGAUCCGGCGAAAUGACGACGUGUGGUCGAAUACUGGAGUUGGCAAAGGCACAGUGCCGCGUCUUCUCACAUAACUUUAACCCGCAACGACUGCGUUUGGGGAACAAGGUCCUUCGACAGCGCCUACGAGGUCCAGCGCUUGCAUCAUGGUAUCCCAGGAAGACAGUUGCUUUCCGAGACUUGCAGGAUACAUAUAAGCAGGUUGGGUUGACGGCGUUUGACGAGGCCGAGGACGAUAGAGAAGAAGCCAUCCAAAUUGCAAAACUGCGUGGUAAAGGACGACCUAAGAAGAAAAGGACAGCAGCCGAGUCGAGAUCUGCGAAAAAGAAGAAAUAAAUACCGUGAUGGGCCACUCCAUCCAUCUUCCUUGUGUUCCUUUGACCGUUGUGUGUCCGUAGCCUUUUGAUGGUUAUUUAUCGAUUCUGGAUUAUAACUUCAGAGUGAAACGGCUAGUUGAGACAAUAUAUCAGAACCGUAUUUACCGCCUUGGUCUAUAGGUUGCUUUUAUGUGAGGACCAAGGCGUGUGGAUACGCAACUCUAGAGAUUAAACUGUGUCAGGAAAAGUUCUACGGCUGUCAUGGAACUUUUGUAGUGUAUAUAUCUAACAUGUACAAAGCUAUAAAUCGC